Hippoglossus stenolepis (Pacific halibut) is the source of this 2583-nucleotide messenger RNA. It is a transcript of the gene prrg4, whose product is annotated as proline rich Gla (G-carboxyglutamic acid) 4 (transmembrane). The transcript has 6 exons. The coding region runs from base 621 to 1280 and encodes 219 amino acids. The record is from RefSeq and is a predicted model, not a curated record. Gene Ontology annotation, cellular component: extracellular region. NCBI's taxonomy places the organism in Eukaryota, Metazoa, Chordata, Actinopteri, Pleuronectiformes, Pleuronectidae. Gene Ontology annotation, molecular function: calcium ion binding.
GCUGUGGUAUCUGAGUCACAGGUCAGCUGACGCGUGUUCGAUCCCCUUUAGCACUCCUGCGUGGUCAUGCAACGUCCACUUCCCUGGUUCCAGCCGCCACCUAGCGUCCACUUGCAUUCACGCAGCCUUUCUCGCGUCAUCCAGGUAAACGCGAUCGAUUGGUCGAGUCUGCGCAGGUGGUGUAGGAAGUGAAGUUCAGAGGCCACAUCUGUUGGGAGUCAACAACAAAAAAAAAAACCGGGGACACCUUCCUCCUGCUCCUCUUCCUCUCUAACCCACCGGAGCUGUGUUGCGGCGAGCCGAGGACCCCUCCAUCCACCAGCUCCAUCUUUUCGGCUGCGUCCAACUUUUUCCCACCGGGGCGUUUUCGAGAAUAUCGCUGAACGUUUGCUGAACGUUUCCUGAACCGUCCGAUCGAGGCCGUAGCACGUAACCUGCCGCUCCUUUUUUUCACGCCGCUUUCGCUUUGUCCGCGCUCCCUCCAUUCAGUGCCCUCCCCACGGGUCAUGUAGAGGAGUCGUGUCGCUGUGCGGUUAAAGGCUGAGGAACAGAUCGACACAGGAGGAGGCUCUGCCGGUGAAUGCUGCACCGCGUGCCCGCGCACAGGUGCACGCGCCACCAUGUUGCUUCACGCGCUCCUGCUCCUCCAGCUGCUGUCAUGUGGGGAUCUGGCCUGCACGAGGAGGCUGCUCUCCACACACGACCACGACCAGGACCAAGAACUGUUCGUAGAUGAGGGGGACGCACACUCGUUCCUGGGUCGCCAGCUGCUGUUCAAUCGGUUCGACUUUGAGAUUUUCGUCCCCGGUAACCUGGAGAGGGAGUGUCAUGAAGAAGACUGCAACUAUGAGGAGGCCAGGGAGGUGUUUGAGAACAUCCCGGCUACAGACGCUUUUUGGAAGAAGUACAAUGACGCUAAGGACAAUCGCCCGACACGUGUGGAUGUGACGUCUCUCCUGGUGGGACUGAUUAUUGCUGGAGUGGCCAUUGUUGUCAUUGGCCUCCUGCUUUGGUAUUUCUGCCAUGGCAAAUGUAAAGAUAAUUUCAGCCAGUCAAGUUCCAUACGGGUUCGCACUGGGAGGACUAACGCUUCUCUAAUAAUGCGCCGGCUAGAGGAGGUGUCCUUAAACCCUGUGCAGCCACCUGGGCCACCACUCCCUAUGGAGGAAAUCACCCCCCCCGGAUUGCCUUCCUACGAGCAGGCAAUUGCAAAAAGUGGACAGCACGACGCCCCACCUCCUCCCUAUCCUGGGUCACGCCCUGGAAGCAUCCGGCGGUAGUACCUUCAUGAAUCGGAAGCAAUACAAUACAACUAUCUUUCACAAAUGUUUUAAUCAUCACAAGAUUUUAAAUGGUGCCUUAUGCUACUCACACAUCAUUCCAUCUUCUCUGCUUUGUUGGUGUAUCUUUUCCUUGGAAGUGUAAUGUUCUCUCUUUCUGACAUACUUCUCUUACACCUCUUCUAUUUCCUCAGCUGUGGGUUCAGUCACAUAACCUCUACCCUCUGCCGAAUGAGCUUUAUAAUACAUUUUUACUCAGUUUGCUGCUUUAUUUAUCAAAAUGAAAAUGAAGAAUCAAUACAGUGUUGGACAUGAGUGCUUUAAACUGAGGGAAUACUUUUUCUCUUAAAGGGUGGUUGUUUUCGAUACAAGAUGCUGAGUGAAAGAUUAGGGUUAUGUUUCAUUACACUAAGUAUUAAUGGUAAUCACUGAGAGAGACUGGUGUGUUGUCAUAUGGUUCCCUGUCUCUUUCUGAAGGAAAAUUAAAACAUGGUGUGAUGGUUCACUUUGCCAUGAAUGAAAAACAUCAAGAGUUUUUGAUGCACUGGUCUACCAGCUCUACUUUGUAAUUACAGCUGUAAUUACCAGAUUUUUUUUCAUGUGCUGAUUUUGUUGUUGCUUUAUUAAGUUAUAUUGUGUCUGAAAUUUAUAUAAUUAUGAGAGCGCUCUAUUAAUAUGUGACGUUUUUAAUUUCAUGAUCUGUGUUGUGGUUGGUUUUAUUAAAUGUAUUAUGAACUCUUCAGAGACGGUUUUAUAACAUUUACUCAGGACAAUUUUUACAGUUAGACCAUUAUUGCUGUGAUGACUAUGAUAGUAACACUGAGAACAGAUGUUCAGCAUGUGUGUAACAAGGCCACUCAAUUAGCUGUAGUUUGAAUGAGUCUCAUUUUAAUGACAUGAGGAUUUACCAAGGCCUCGUUGGUUCAGGCUGACCCGAAGCACUAAAAAAAAAAAUCUUUUCCAGAUGUUUUUUGUCUCAUCUGCCAACUGUGUGUGAGACUGUCAAUGUGUGUGUAAACUGAAGAGAGCUGUAGUGGCUAUUUACUCAUUUUGUAAUUUUUCAGGAUUUUCUCAUCCACAUUAGAUAAAACAUGGUUUAUUCUUCAACUGUAAAAGACAUAUGUGCAAACUGGAACGCUGAGGUUGACAUCAUCCUGGAAGUAUAAUGAGUUUACACCAAAGCAACCUUCUUAUGUCACUUUUCUUCUGUGUGUGAACAUUGACUCAUAGAGGUUUUCAUAUCAGAUUUGAACACAUCUGUAUGUAAAAUGUUUACGGUUGUCAUUAAAAAGGCUGAGGACUA